CGACAAAGCUGAAAUACCCAUCCAGGCUGAUGGGCAAAUUUGAUGAUGAAUGCUUACACCCGCGUGGUGUUUUUGAGCAACAAGGCACUGCCAGUUCUGAGCAGGCAUGCCACUCCAGCUGUCACUGGCAAGGUUGUUGAAUCCUAUCCCGAGAUCACUCCACACCACCAAGUCGUAAACUCGUGUCUGAAAAGUAUAAGAAAGCAUCUCAUUUCCCGUGAACUUUCUCGGGAGUGACUGAGCCCAAGCAUAAACACAACUACUCGGUCACACAGAAUCUCAGACAAGACGUUGGCAGCCAUUCUUGCCACCUACACACACAAUAUUUAAUUCCUACACCUAUUACAAACCAAGAAACAGAAUGCGCUUCUUCAGCACAGCCUUCAGCCUGGCGGUGGCGGCCACCGUCUCCAACGCCAUGCCCGUCGACUCGAGCAGCCCGGAGGUUCAAGCAGCAACAACAGCCGUCGACUGGUAUCAGGGAAGCCUGACAUUCUCCGGCACGUCCGCGGUGAUCGACUCGAGCGGGUCCUGUGGCACCAAGGUCAGCAGUGGAACGAUGACGGCUGGUGCGUGCAAGAAGCUCUCGACAUAUGGCUUCGGUCUGCACCACAACCCAGACCAGGCCUGCAACUACAGGCUGUGGACAGGCAACACAGACUGCUCCGGAACCGGCUUCACGGAUAUCCCAAUCCCAGCGGGGUCCGAUGUAACCUGCAUCAACGAUGGCGUCCUGGACGGUGGGAAAUGGUACCUGGCUUCUGGUAUUUACUCGUGCGAGUAAGCGGGACAGGCCCAUGGGGAUAAUGUGGAUAACAGAAUUGGUAAUCUGGGCUGGCGAUAGACAUAGACAUGAGUGACGACGUUUCAAGAGAGCGUGCUUUACAAAAUAAUACUGAUUCUCACC
Molecule: messenger RNA, 907 nt
Organism: Diaporthe batatas
Lineage: Eukaryota; Fungi; Ascomycota; Sordariomycetes; Diaporthales; Diaporthaceae
Exons: 1
Coding region: 362-784 (140 amino acids)
Source: RefSeq, a predicted model, not a curated record